Messenger RNA from Microbotryum saponariae, 785 nucleotides. NCBI's taxonomy places the organism in Eukaryota, Fungi, Basidiomycota, Microbotryomycetes, Microbotryales, Microbotryaceae. The record is from the annotation of a GenBank genome assembly.
AUGUCCCUCUUCCCUCCCCCCACUCAGGACGCGGCGUCCGUGUUGGCUUCCCUCCCCCUGGAUUCGAAACGACACAUGCUCGUCUUUCUCGCUUCGCACGAGGAGAGGGGACGACCUUGGUGCAGGUCAGUUCGUUGCGUCGAUUCUUAUUGGAGAAGGCGAGCGAUUCGGAUGGAUCUCCAAACUCCUCCAUCGAGUCGAUGACUUCCCCACUAUAAUCACACGCCAGACACAAUCACGGGGAAGGCAGUGUCGGCUCGCUGACUCGCGAGGCUUACAUCCUACCUCUCCACUCAUAGGGACUGCGAAGCGGCCGAACCUUUGAUCGUCAAAUAUCUCGACGAGAAGAACUCCACGGUCAUCUGGGUGGGGUCAAGGGAGGAGUAAGUUCAGGACCAUCAUACCCAGCGCCCCACUGAACAUCAGGCUCUCCUCGGAUUUGAUCCUUAUUGACGUCACGUGCGCCGACCGGGUUAGGGCUGACCGAGAUCCGAAUUGUGCCGUUCCUUCUACAGAUGGACGAAGCCAGACAACGUAUGGCGUCAAAAGCCAUGGAACGUCCAACGCGUUCCGACAUUGAUCAAGAUCGAAGCGAGUACAUCAGCCAAUGUAACGGGUCAAGAAUCUCCCUCAAUCGAAGAUAGGGUUCGUUCCGAAUGACCUGUUCUCCGGAUAGUUGGCUCAAUGUGCUCACCUCUUGUUUGGAUCUACAGAUCUCCAACGCGCCUCAUCUGGUCGAAGCAGACAUAUUGGAAGGGUCCAAAUUGCGAGGGUUUGUAGCCUGA